Molecule: messenger RNA, 2181 nt
Organism: Xenopus laevis (African clawed frog)
Lineage: Eukaryota; Metazoa; Chordata; Amphibia; Anura; Pipidae
Product: chromosome 17 open reading frame 58 L homeolog
Exons: 5
Coding region: 283-1482 (399 amino acids)
Source: RefSeq, a predicted model, not a curated record
AUACUGGGUGGGAAUUAUGAAUUUUGGAUGCCAUCAGGAGACAUGGGACUAAUUCAGGAUGCAGCCCCUCUCCCACAGAGGAAAUACCAGGAUCUUUGUGAUAAUUGUCCUCAUUCUGUAAUGUUUCCAGAUAAAGAGCUAGAGAAGCAAUAGGGAGCUGUGCCAGGGGCCAGGCUUCCGUGAGUAUUUGGCUCCCCGCAGGCUAUUAGGGAAGUUUUUACUUGUCUCCAUCGCCUGACCAGCAAUUCAUUCAGGUUCCCCCAAGGCUGCCCCCUCAUUAGCAUGAGCCUGGGGAAGGGAGAGCUGUCUCUUUCUCAGCUGCUGAAUCUCACCCUUGGCAGAAUGAUACCAGCACUGACUGUGCCUCUGCUUUUCCUCUGUGCAACCUCUGCAUCGCCUGCAGCUGGAAGAGGAGUUCUUGUGCCGCCAGAUCCCAAGUCCAAACUGAUACCCUCCACCACCAAGGGGACACAUGCUAUAGCUAAGCCCACACCCAGCCAAGCAGCUUUAAGGCACCUAAUGGUCCCUGCUGAUAACUUUGGCUUAGAAAUGCUUACAGACCACCAACGGACACGUGCCACUCACCCACAGAGACAGGGGCAAGACCUGGCACUACCAGACAAGACAAGAGCAAAGACUAAAGUCACCUUGGACAAUAAUACUGGGCCCAGAAAGGUAAACUCUCUUUCAAACAGAGAGGCACUAGCAGGGGCCCAACCAGAGGGACGCAACUUCAUCCCCAGCUUCUUUGGAAAUUCUAAAGUGCACCAGGACAGGUCCCAGCUCAGCUCCUACUUUCAGCUUCAUACAAAGAGCAGCUCACUAACUGCCUCCCAGAAUCUCCAGGGCCGCAAAUACAGCAGGAAUAAUGAUUACGGCUCGAUGGACCAUGAAAGUAACCGGCCUGGUAAGAUGAAUCCCCACAGAGAAGAAGAGGUUGUGAGCAACUCCACCAAACCAGCCUGGGUCAUCAACCGCCAACCUUCCAGUGUUCUCUUCCAACGUCCUGCCUUCAGAAAAGGCUUUGACAACAAGGAGAUGUGUAUUGCAGAGUGCCAUAGAGACAAGGAUGAGAGGGAGGCCUACUGCAACAGUGAUUUUGCAGUGAAUGGAAUUGUUCAGGAUAUGGAAAGUGUCGGCAAAGAAAGCCGACUCCUGACUCUGCUAGUGAGCAGCGAUGGGCUGUACAAAAUGAAUCGUCUCUAUAUCAGUCCUGAUGGAUUCUUCUUCAAAGUAAAGAUCCUGGUCACAGACACCUUGAAUUGCCACAAACCUUGUCUGGACUUUAAACCAGGGGUCAGAUACAUCAUAAUGGGGCAGAUCUACCACAAGAGAAUAAUCUUCCCACAGGCUAUGCAGCACCUUCUCGGGGGCCGUUUGAGGGCAGGAGACGGCUUUAUCAAAAGCAGCAGCUACGUGCAAAGAUUUAACCGUAAGAGAGGGCGCAAGGUGUUGGCAGCUGCCCAUUCCAAAUGCAGAUGAAUGCAAGUGGACACAGAAUCAGCCCAGUCGAUCACCCUGUUCAGAUUAACCUCCUCUGCCUGGGAAAGUGCUAGCUGUCAGUUAUCCCAGGCUACUGGGAGCUCUGAGCAGUAGUCAUACCUGGAACAGUGCUACAUCCCCGUUACAGCCUAGUAGUGCAGUAGUAAGCUGUGCGGAACCCACAGUAAUAACCCACAAGGGUCCAUUGUCCCAGCUGAUUGGCUGCUGAAGUUCUCACCUAAUACAUUCCACCUUUUGCUCUAGUGCCUACCCACAGGCAAAGGGGUAAAAAAGCAGCACAAAAUAUCUAUGCAAGUUCCCAAGAAAAGACGGGGGUUACGCUGCAGCUAUUGGGAGACUAUGCUCUGUAUACUUAGAAAGUACCUAGAUAGCAUUAAAAGGGAUUUACGUACGCAACCCUUAUGUAAAUAUAUUUGCAGCUAGAUGUAUAUGGAAAAUACUGCUCAAUUUGACAAUAAAAUAGACUUUUCUCCAACACUGUUGUGUUUAAACAGCUGUUACUGUGCAGACUAUCAGUGUUAGCGCUGCUCCAUGGCUCAUGUGUUUGUAGUAAUGUGUUAAAGGGCAACUAAAGUCAAAAAUAGAAUAAUGUUAGAAAUGCUGUAUUUUGUAUACUAAAUAUAAACAUGAACUUACUGCACCAGAAGCCUAAUUAAACAAAUGAUUUAUGCUUUUAAA